Molecule: messenger RNA, 1167 nt
Organism: Pistacia vera
Lineage: Eukaryota; Viridiplantae; Streptophyta; Magnoliopsida; Sapindales; Anacardiaceae
Exons: 1
Coding region: 1-1167 (388 amino acids)
Biological process (GO): chloroplast organization; regulation of DNA-templated transcription
Cellular component (GO): chloroplast
Molecular function (GO): double-stranded DNA binding
Source: RefSeq, a predicted model, not a curated record
AUGUUUCGUUUCAUAUUCAAAACCCGGUUAGUUCAACAGAGAACCAUAGACUUCAAUAUCAAUUAUUCUAAUGUCCGGUAUCUUCAGACUCUACAAUCUGUAAACUCAAUUGCAGCACCCACCGGAGACCAACAGUCUUUAACAGUCUCUUACCUUUCAAACGCAUGUGGGUUGUCUUUAGAAAAAGCUAUCAAAGCUUCUAAGCUAGUUGACAUAAAAAACACUCAGAAACCAAACUCAGUUCGUCAAUUGUUAAGGUCUCAUGGAUUUGCUACAUCCCACAUCACUAGUUUAGUUUCUAAGAACCCAUCUAUUCUGUUGGCUGACGCAGACAAAAAUCUUAAACCCAAGAUGGAGUAUUUUGAAUCGGUGGGAAUUAGAGGACCUUUCUUGCCUAAGUUUCUAUGUUCAGAUAAAAGAAUUUUGAAGUCUAGUUUAAAGAACCAUAUAAUACCCACCUUUGAUUUCCUUAGAGGCUUUGUCGAAACCAAUGAGAAUCUUAUCAGUGCUUUGAAGCAAUCCACCCGUGUCAUUGGCAACAAUGUUCAGAAGCAUAUGGGGCCGAAUUUGAACACUCUAAGGGCACAUGGUGUGCCUGAACCUCAUAUUGUGAGACUGAUUAUGUUAAAGCCACAAUCGCUUCUUUUGAGAGCUGAUAUGUUUGAAAAUGUGGUUAAUGCCUUAAAGGAAAUGGGUUUUGAACCAACUAGUAUGUCUUUCAUUAUAGGUUUUAGGUCAAUGACGAAUUUUGGCAAAUCGAAAUGGGAAAGUAAAAAGGAGACUCUGAUGAGCUAUGGUUGGUCUGAAAGUGAUUUCCUUUUGGCAUUUAAAAGACAACCGAUAUUAAUGCUUUGCUCGGUGAAGAAGAUUAGGGUAUUGAUGGAUUUCUUCGUGAAAAAAAUGGGAUUGAAGUCAUCAGACAUUGUUAGAUGUCCUAACUUGUUGAUGUUUAGUCUGGAGAGGAGAAUCAUUCCAAGAGUGUCGGCUCUCAAAGUUGUGAUGUCAAAAAAGUUGUCAAAGAAGGAUAUAGAUGUAGUCUGGUAUUUAAAUAUGAGUAAAAAGGACUUCGAGAAAAGAUUUUUGACCUGUUAUAUGGAUGGUAACCCUGAAGUGAUGGAGGCGUAUAAGAGUUCGCUGGAUUCUCGAGAUUCAUUUAUUGGAUUCUAG